Messenger RNA from Pangasianodon hypophthalmus (striped catfish), 3618 nucleotides. Its product is annotated as hemicentin-1-like. Gene Ontology annotation, molecular function: transmembrane signaling receptor activity. Gene Ontology annotation, biological process: cell surface receptor signaling pathway. The record is from RefSeq and is a predicted model, not a curated record. NCBI's taxonomy places the organism in Eukaryota, Metazoa, Chordata, Actinopteri, Siluriformes, Pangasiidae.
AUGACUCAAGUGCAGAGGAGGAGUCCUAAAGCUGUCGUGUCCAUAAGGCCUGAUACACAUGUGUUCAUUGGAGAGCGUGUUACUCUCAGAUGUGACGUACAGAAAGGAGGAAGCACUCACUGGACAUACAGAUGGUAUAAAAAUAAUAACAGACUCACAGACAACACAAUGCAGGAGUUCAUAAUCCAGUCUGUUAGAUACUCUGACAGUGGUGAUUACACCUGCAAAAGACAACACUGGAGUUUAUUUCAGAGGUCAGAGGUCAGUGAUGCUGUUACACUGACUGUAUCAGCAAAACCCAAACCGACUGUGAGAGUGAAUCCUCAGAGCUCCGUCUACACUGGAGACACCAUCACUCUGAGCUGUGAGCUGCAGCAGUCGACUGGAUGGGAGUUUCUCUGGUACAAAAAUAAUCAGCACUUACACUUACUAAGUGAACAAGCACACACACUUAAUGUGACAGUCGAUAAUGCAGGAGAAACAGUGUACCAGUGUCGCGCACACAAGAGAGACUACUACUACUACUACUACGACUACUACUACACAGAGUUCAGUGAUCCUGUCAAGAUUACAAUGAGAGCAAGACCUAAACCAGUGGCAUCCAUAAAUCCUGAUAAACAGGUGUUCAGUGGAGACGCCGUCACUCUGAGAUGUGACAUACAGGAUGAAAGUGUCUCUAGCUGGCAGUACAGCUGGUAUAAAGAUGCUUCACACAGUCGUGUCAGUAGUGAACAGGUGUACAGGAUCAGUGGGGUUGAAGUGACCCACACAGGUAACUACACCUGUAGAGGAGCAGAGAGAAGAGGCUCACGCUCCUCACACUUCAGUGAUGCUGUUACACUGACUGUAUCAGAGAGACCACGGGCAGCACUGAGUGUAUCUCCACAGAGCUGGCUGACUGAAGGAAACUCAGUGACUCUAAGCUGUGAGGUUACAGACUCCUCUACAGACUGGACAUUCAGCUGGUACACAACUGUUCCCUACAGAGACGGCUUAACUCAAAUAAAAAAUAAUCGUGGCUAUAUCAUGUAUGUGGAGCUCCUCUCAGACAGCAGCAGAGGAUCUGGAGGCAACUACACUCUCAGUCCUGCUGCUCUGAAUCACACAGGAGUUUAUAUGUGCAGAGGAGAGAGAGGAGAACCAGCCGUUCACACACAGUACAGCAAUCCACAGCCACUAUGGAUCACUGGACUCACGAGAUGGUUGAGGAUCUAUGUGCAGGAGGAUUUUAAGGGCCAGAAAGGUACAGCAGAUGGUGAUGUGAUCCUGGAGAGUCCUGUCCAUCCUGUGACUGAGGGACAUCCUCUGACUCUACACUGUUUAUAUCACAACACAAAUUCCUCAAACCUUCGAGCUGAUUUCUAUAAAGAUGGAGCAGUUCUCCAGACACAGACUACAGGAGAGAUGAUCAUCCGAACUGUCUCAAAGUCAGAUGAAGGUUUCUACCACUGUAAACACCCAGAGAGAGGAGAGUCACUGAAAAGCUGGCUCUCAGUCAGACUCUCAGGUUCUAGAUCUGGUGGUGGAACAGUAGGAGUGGCUGUGGGUUUGGGAUUUUUGUUCAUCGCUUUACUGAUCUUAAUGAUCCUGCUGUGGUCCUACAAAAGAAAAAAAGAAAAGCAGCAGAAAACCAAUCAGACAUCAGAGCAGAAUCAGAGCCGGUCAGGAGCUGAAGACUCUCAGUCAGGAUACACAACACUUCAGGCUGGUGAAGCUGCAGCUGAGAAUGAAGCCACUUACGCACAGGUCAUGAAGAAAAAGAAGACAAACAGGAUCAAUGGUGCUGAUGCUGAACCCAAUGUUAGUGAUGUGACUUAUGCUGAGCUUGAACUAAAACCAAUGAAAAAUGAAAAGAGAAUAAAAGAAAAGGCCAGUGUGGGUGAUGAUACUGUCUACUCAGAGGUGAAGCACAACAUGGAGAGGCCAUGCUACACCUCCAGCAGCCAGCAGAGGGCAGCAGUGGAGCACAGUGAAAGCAGCCAUUCAGGAGAACUCAGUUACCUGGAUCCAGUAACCUGGAUUAACUGCACCUGCCAGAGUGAGUGGUGGGUAAGACCUAAACCAGUGGCAUCCAUAAAUCCUGAUAAACAGGUGUUCAGUGGAGACGCCGUCACUCUGAGAUGUGACAUACAGGAUGAAGGUGUCUCUAGCUGGCAGUACAGCUGGUAUAAAGAUGCUUCACACAGUCCUGUCAGUAGUGAACAGGUGUACAGGAUCAGUGGUGUUGAAGUGACCCACGCAGGUAAAUACACCUGUAGAGGAGCAGAGAGAAGAGGCUCACGCUCCUCACACUUCAGUGAUGCUGUUACACUGACUGUAUCAGAGAGACCACGGGCAGCACUGAGUGUAUCUCCACAGAGCUGGCUGACUGAAGGAGACUCAGUGACUCUAAGCUGUGAGGUUACAGACUCCUCUACAGACUGGACAUUCAGCUGGUACACAACUGUUCCCUACAGAGACGGCUUAACUCAAAUAAAACAUAAUCGUGGCUAUAGCAUGUAUGUGGAGCUCCUCUCAGACAGCAGCAGAGGAUCUGGAGGCUCCUACACUCUCAGUCCUGCUGCUCUGAAUCACACAGGAGUUUAUAUGUGCAGAGGAGAGAGAGGAGAACCAGCCUUUCACACACAGUACAGCAAUCCACAGCCACUAUGGAUCACUGGUGAAUCUCCUCCAGUCUCUCUGAUCAUCAAUCCCAGCAGAACUCAACACUUUACUAAAGACUCUCUCUCACUGAGCUGUGAGGACCAGAGUAACUCUACUGGAUGGACAGUGAGACGAUACACACACAGUGAGGGAGUGUUAGAUUGUUUAUGGUGGGGAUUAGUUACAGGAUCUACAUGCAAAAUCAGCUUCCUCUCCACAUCCCACACUGGAGUUUACUGGUGUGAGUCUGAAUCAGGAGAAAACAGUAAUCCUGUCAACAUCACAGUGCAUGAUGGUGAUGUGAUCCUGGAGAGUCCUGUCCAUCCUGUGACUGAGGGACCUCCUCUGACUCUACGCUGUUUAUAUCGCAACACAAAUUCCUCAAACCUCCGAGCUGAUUUCUGUAAAGAUGGAUCAGUUCUCCAGACACAGACUACAGGAGAGAUGAUCAUCCAAACUGUCACAAAGUCAGAUGAAGGUUUCUACCACUGCAAACACCCAGAGAGAGGAGAGUCACUGAAAAGCUGGCUCUCAGUCAGACAUGAGAAACCUUGUUCUAGAUCCGGUGGUGGAACAGUAGGAGUGGCUGUGGGUUUGGGAUUUUUGUUCCUCGCUUUACUGAUCUUAAUGAUCCUGCUGUGGUCCUACAAAAGAAAAAAAGAUAUCCAGAAAACCAAUCAGACAUCAGAGCAGAAUCAGAGCAGGUCAGGAGCUGAAGACUAUCAGUCAGGAUACACACCACUUCAGGCUGGUGAAGCUGCAGCAGAGAGAGAAGCCACUUACGCACAGGUCAUGAAGAAAAAGAAGAGAAACAGGAACAAUGCUGGUCUUAGUGAUGCGAUUUAUGCUAAUCUUGAAAUAAAACCAAUGAAAAAAGCAAAGAGAAUAAAAGAAAAGGCCAGUGUGGGUGAUGAUACUGUCUACUCAUAACUGAAGCACAACACGGAGGUAAGACUCAUGACAUUUACAGUAUAA